This is a messenger RNA of Abrus precatorius (Indian licorice), 3182 nucleotides long. Its product is annotated as rac-like GTP-binding protein ARAC8. The coding region runs from base 2178 to 2948 and encodes 256 amino acids. Gene Ontology annotation, molecular function: GTPase activity; GTP binding; protein kinase binding. Lineage: Eukaryota; Viridiplantae; Streptophyta; Magnoliopsida; Fabales; Fabaceae. The record is from RefSeq and is a predicted model, not a curated record. The transcript is spliced from 8 exons. Gene Ontology annotation, cellular component: cell projection; cytoplasmic vesicle; cell cortex. Gene Ontology annotation, biological process: regulation of cell shape; actin filament organization; cortical cytoskeleton organization.
AAUAAAUUGACUUAAAUGUCCUUUGUCUACUGAGGUUGUUUCAUGCAAAUGAAAUCUUUUUGUCUUAAAAUUUUGGUGUACAAUAUUAAAAUAUACUCCUUCUAAAAAAUUAUUUAGGUAUAUCUGCAAAUCCCAAAUUUAAAGUUUUACUUUAAACGAACUAAAUUCCUUAUCACUUAAAUUAACAAGUUUUUUAAAAUUUCAAAAUACAUUGUCUGAAAAUAAUCGUAAACAAAGAAAAACAUUUAUAAUAUAUUGUAUCAACAUAUAAAUUUUACUAAAUCAUGAAAACUCUUUUGUUGAAUUUUCAUACAAAUAUUUAAGAAAUCGCUGCUAAGGCUGGUAAAGAGGGUACUGUGAAUGAUAUUUUAGUUUCAAAUUAAAAAAAAAAGUAUUAGCUGAAUGAAAUGAAAAUUUAUUCCAUUUUAUCCAACUUUAAACGAUCUAAAUAAUAAAAACAGUAUCACUCCAUUCUAUUCUACUUCAUUUUAUCCAUUUCCGUAAUCCAUAUAUUAAAAACUAAAGACUCGUUUCAUCUUACAACCAAGCAUCAUCGAGGAACACGAGAAACAAUGUUGAUUAUUAUGAAGAUUAAUUUUCAAGCAUGAGCAUUUUAAUUUGCCUCAAUGAAAUUGAUUUAAAGUUUAAAAGAAGGCAAAAGAAAAAACAACAAUGAUGUCUGAGGAACUGUUGAGAAACAUAAAACGCGAAGAUGGGAAAUUAUAAUUCUUGAGCUAGAUUUUGCAGGCAAUAUAGUGUAAGGAUAGUUUGAUUUGUGUUCAUAGUGUUCCUAUGGAUCCUUUUGUGGGCUAUCCCUUUUUAUCAUCGAUGUUGCUUAAUGUUCACUUAAACAUUCAACCAACCCGUGUUAAUGCCUCUAAUAAUGUGUAGCCCCCCAUCCUUUUCUCCCCAUAAAGCCACCACAACCUCACUCAAUGAAUCUUUAUGCUGCCAUAACCGACAAUUCUUUACUUCUUUUACCUUUUUCUUUUUCAUGCAUUAUAGUAAAAAUACAAAUCAUCUCUAACUUUAAGACUUUUCAGUUUUUGUUUCUAUUAAUGCUCUUAUAAUACAACGUAAUUGAAAUUAAUUAAUAUGUAACUAUUACAAAACGCAAUAUGUUAGUAAAAUAUGUAUUAUAUAAUUUUUUAAAAAAUCACUGCCCCGACAUUCCAACCCAUCGUAUGUUUCGUCCUCCCCACAAAUCACAUGUUUAAGGUAAAUUGUUUUUUUUUUUAUAAUAUUUAUUUUAUUAUAUGGUUUGUUGAAUCGGUUCCUUUUACUUUAACUUGACAAAUACUAAUUUUAUAUUUGUUAACAUUAUUCACACAUGAUUUUGAAGUCUUUUGAGUUCUUAUUUUACACUUCUAGCGAUGGAUUAACGUGCUUGCUUUGGCUGCAUUAUCAAUUCGUUGUUUUUACAAAAUAAUAAAAACUUAGACUAAAUUUUUCUUGAACUAAGUGACAUUUGUCAGUGUCUUACAAGCUCUUUCCUAUUUGAGAAUAUAAAUAAAAUAAACAAAUAAAAAACUUUUAAACAUUAAUGUAAUAACCCCUGUGGUGAUGAUGAGCUACACCACACACAUGGUAACAGUGGUCACCAUGGUUGUUAGUUAUAAAUGCUUCCAACUAACUUCAACCCCCUGACCCCCUCAGCCUAAUAAUAAUUUUUUUUAAAAUCUAUGCACAUGAUGUAAGAGUGGGUAACCAACCCAUCAUUUAAUUUGUGUAAUAUUAAGUAACACAUGUUUAUCUUUAUAAAAAAUUAUUAUCAAUAUUAAAAAUAUUUAUGAUUUAAAAAUUAUAAAAUAUAGAACUAAUUAAAUAGACAAAAAUUAUCUCAAUUUGAUAAUAACUGUAAGACACACAAAAUUCAUUUUAAUAAUAACUAAUAUAGCCCUGCAAGGGUGCAACAUACUGCUACUUAAAUAUUUAAAAACAUAAUAAAAUCACAUUUUAAUAUAAAAAUUAUAAUUUGUAGCAUAAAUUUGUAUUUAAGUAGAUUUACGUAAAAUCAAACACACUGUAGAGUAAUGAUAUUUGAUUUCCAUAUUUUAACUUAGGAAAGUAUUUAGUUUAAUUUCCCAAAGCCGAAAAAUAAGGCAACUAAAAGGUAAAAAAGAUGAUAAACUAAAAGUGAUUUGAAAAAAGAAAGGUACAGCUUGAGUAAGGAGUGAAUGAGUGAGAAUCAUGUGAACUGCCGCCACAUACACACACAUAGACACACUAUCUGUCAAAUUCAGCAAAACACGGUGUUUCAGAGAGUUUCUUCUUAUUGUUGUUGUGGUUGCAGUGUUGGGACCAAAUCAAAUUCAAUGGCUGCAACUGCUUCAAGGUUCAUCAAGUGUGUGACCGUUGGGGAUGGAGCUGUAGGCAAAACCUGCAUGCUCAUUUGCUAUACAAGCAACAAAUUCCCCACGGACUAUAUUCCAACAGUGUUUGAUAAUUUCAGUGCAAAUGUGGUUGUUGAAGGCACAACUGUCAAUUUAGGCCUCUGGGACACUGCUGGGCAAGAGGAUUACAACAGGCUGAGGCCUUUGAGCUACAGGGGGGCAGAUGUCUUUGUCUUGGCUUUCUCGUUAGUGAGUCGCGCCAGCUACGAGAAUGUGUCGAAGAAGUGGAUCCCUGAACUCCAGCAUUUUGCUCCUGGCAUUCCAGUGGUGCUAGUUGGCACCAAAUUGGAUCUCCGAGAGGACAAGCACUAUUUGGCUGAUCAUCCUGGUUUGGUGCCAGUGACUUCCGAGCAAGGUGAGGAAUUGCGUAAACUGGUAGGAGCUACAUAUUAUAUUGAGUGCAGCUCCAAAACUCAGCAGAAUGUCAAGUCAGUUUUUGAUGCUGCUAUCAAGGUGGUCAUCAAGCCUCCACAAAAACAAGAAAAGAAGAAAAAACCACAUCGAGGGUGUCUACUAAAUGUCAUCUGUGGAAGGAAUAUAGUUCGACUUAAAUAAAACAUCUCAACCGUAUUUCAUCAAAAGCUUUUUUUUUCGCGAUGGAGAAAAUGUCAUCAAUCAUCAUUCUGUAGAAAUUUUAAAUUGACUUAGGUCCUUUGGCUUUUUAAAAUUUCUUGAUAGGUUCAUGUCUUGAGGAAAUAUUGAACUUGGGGAAAGAUUUCUUGUAAGGAAAGGACCGUCAAAGCCAAUUAUUCUUGGCUAGCUAUUAUUAUGUUUCUGUUGAUACAUCGU